Molecule: messenger RNA, 216 nt
Organism: Gamsiella multidivaricata
Lineage: Eukaryota; Fungi; Mortierellomycota; Mortierellomycetes; Mortierellales; Mortierellaceae
Exons: 2
Coding region: 1-216 (71 amino acids)
Source: RefSeq, a predicted model, not a curated record
AUGUAUUCGAAGCGUCUUGAAUUGUCGCAAGAGUUGGCCGAACUCCAGGCUAGCAUAGCGAGUCCUGAUCUAUGGCGUUUGCUCGAGCGCUAUCUCCUCGUCAUCCGGAUUAAUGGGCAAUCCCUGGAGGCCCUCAGUCGACCAUCCACUACUGUCGUUGCCACCGCCUUCAUCAUCAUCUCUGCACAGUUUUAUGAUGCUCUCAGAUCUGGAUGA